Messenger RNA from Cyprinus carpio (common carp), 2026 nucleotides. Its product is annotated as indian hedgehog B protein. The record is from RefSeq and is a predicted model, not a curated record. Gene Ontology annotation, biological process: cell-cell signaling; smoothened signaling pathway; multicellular organism development. Lineage: Eukaryota; Metazoa; Chordata; Actinopteri; Cypriniformes; Cyprinidae. Gene Ontology annotation, molecular function: patched binding; calcium ion binding.
GGGGUGGAGAGGAGGGCAGAGACAGACAGAGGGCAGGACUGGCAGGGUGCGGCUGCUUCAGUAGCAUCUGAGCUCGGGUCACUUCCAUUUCCAUCUCGACUGAGAGCCGCGUGCCACAGCGCAGUAGUCAAACAGCCGAGCCAGGAGCCAGAAACCGCUGCGGGACGCGCGCUCUGACCGCGGCUCUGCGCAACUAGGACCCGCCUGCAGGCGAUUCUAAACGCGCUUGCCAAGAUAAACGGAACUUCUCUAUUUAUUCCCCCUGUCUCCGCUUGGACUGAGAGAAAGCGAGUUUUACAGACCUGAGAGGAGGACCGACGAGCUGGCACCAGCCUCGCCGCCUGAGGAACCCUACGUUUGCCGGGGUGUCUUUCCUUGCGUAAAAGGAUGGUGAGCGCCAGGUGUCCUAAUAGACUGGUCCUCCUCCCCCUUCGGUGAUCUUGCGCGGGGACUGAAGCUGAGAUUGGGGGGAGGAGGGUCGCUUUAUCAUCAUUUUCACCAUCUUUGACACUCCAUCUUUUGGAGUGCCCGCUGGCAGCGGUUGGCAUGAGACUCUCCACAGCGGCGGCGCUCCUCACCGGCUUCAUCUUGGCUUUCUCGCCGGCGUACGACAGCUGUGGACCGGGCAGAGGUUACGGCAAGAGACGGACUCCAAGGAAACUCACGCCUCUCGCCUAUAAGCAGUUCAGUCCAAACGUUGCCGAAAAAACACUGGGAGCCAGUGGGAGAUAUGAGGGGAAGAUAACCCGCAACUCCGAGCGCUUUAAAGAGCUCACACCCAACUACAACCCAGACAUCAUCUUCAAGGAUGAGGAGAACACAGGUGCGGACCGCAUGAUGACGCAGCGCUGUAAGGAUAAGCUGAACUCCCUGGCCAUCUCAGUGAUGAACCUGUGGCCUGGCGUGCGUCUGCGUGUGACGGAGGGCUGGGAUGAAGACGGCCAUCACUCUGAAGAGUCUCUGCAUUAUGAGGGCAGGGCGGUUGACAUCACUACCUCGGACCGCGACCGGAACAAGUACGCCAUGCUGGCCCGUCUGGCAGUGGAGGCCGGCUUCGACUGGGUCUACUACGAAUCCAAAGGCCACAUACACUGCAGUGUCAAAUCAGAGCACUCAGUAGCAGCAAAGACGGGGGGCUGUUUUCCUGGAGGGGCUCUGGUGACGAUGGAGGACGGCACUCACAGACCAGUCCGAGACCUACGAGCAGGAGACCUCGUUCUGGCCUCGAUGGGAAGUGACGGGACUGGCGAGCUCGUCUACAGCAAAGUCCUCGCCUUCCUGGACCGUAGCCCCAUUACCCAGAAGCACUUUUAUGUGAUAAGCACUGAGGAUGGGGCCAGCGUCUCCUUAACGCCAGCUCAUUUACUGUUUGUCUGGGUUGGAAACUGUUCCAGCGGGGGCCAGCCAAAGCCUGGAUCCCUCCGGACGAUAUUUGCCAGUGAUGCCCAGCCAGGGCAGUGUUUGCUGAUCGUGGAUGAAGGAGAUCUUAGGAAGCGUGUUUCACGGAUCACUCGAGUGGAGGUGCGGGAGGACCGAGGGGCUUACGCCCCACUUACUGCCCAUGGGACUUUGGUGGUGAAUGGAGUGAUGACCUCAUGCUACGCUGCGGUGAAUGAACCACGGCUAGCUCACCGGGCAUUUGCACCUCUACGCCUGUUGUACAGCUGGACCGGACCGGAUCGGAUCCUCAAUAACGGCUUACACUGGUACUCUCAGGUCCUACUCAGUGUGGGAACACUACUGCUAGACUCAGAACUCUUCCACCCGUGGGCCUUAGAAGAUCACCAAAGAUGAUGAAUUGAAAACAAACUCAGAGAAGAGUGAGUGGUGGGAAAUGAUUGAACGCUCAGGGUUUAUGACUUAAAGGAAUAGUUCACCUAGAAAUGAUUCCUAUUAAUUACAUGAAUUACUCCCCCCCCAUGUCGUUCCAAACCCGUAAGACCUUCAUUCAUCUUUGGAACACAAAUGAAGACAUUUUUAAUGAAAUCCAAGAGGUUUCUGACCCUGCAUAGACAGCAACACAACU